AUGGAUCCCCUCAUCAACCUGCUGUGCUUCAUAGCACUCCUCACCAUCCUCUUCGAGAUCUCCCUCCCGCAGGUUCGGGAGAGUUUUGUCUACCUCGCCGUCUCCGCCGCCAGCAAGCUCUGGGUAAGUCUGCCGGCCUCACCUACAUGGCUCCUGACAUACGUGCUGACUUUUGCUUGCAGCUCCUCUUCGUCUUCUCCGGUCUCGUGUAUACCUGCUGGAUGGGUAUACAGAAUCUCCUCCUCGACCUCUCCGCCGCCGCCAACGAGCUCUGCUCCGCGGUCGUUUUUUGGCUCUCCUUUUGGAGAUACGCCCUCGCUUGCUUCCUGGCCUGUGGUCUUUUCUCUCUUCGCUUGCUCGCCGCCAACAAGGUCUUGCCCGCGCCACCGCCGCCGCCAACUCCACCAAGAGCGCGCUCUCCACCACCUUGCAGACCUGCCGCCGCCCGCCCGCCGCCGCCGCCGCCGCCAAGUCCUCGCCCAGCAAGCAAGCCGGCCUCUCUUUCUCGCUUUGCCUGGCCAGUCUACGAUCUCGCAUUAGACUGGCCGGAGAACUCGGACCGGAUGGCGAGCGAGAAGAAGAUCCGUCUCCUCGCCGAGCAAGCGCGCCUGAGGAUGGGUAUCACCCUCCUCGGCAUCACCACCACCACCACCACCGUCGCCGCCGCCGCCUCUGCUCCUGCGACUGCUCCCGCUCCUGCUCUCGCGCCUGCGCCCGCUGCUCCCGCUCCCGCGCCUGCUCCCGCUGCUGCUCCCGCUCCCGCUCUCGCUCCCGCGCCUACUCCCGCGCCUACUCCUGCGACUGCUCCUGCUCCGGCUCCCGCGCCUGCUCCCGCUGCUGCUUCCGUUGCCACGGUCCCGAGCAGCGCUGCGGAGGUGCAGCCCGGCUACACGGCCGGCAACUUCUUCUUCCAUCGCCAGAUGACUCUGCGCCUCGCGGCCGAUACGGCCAUGAAGAUCCUCAUCAAGGCGCGCGACGCGUUGGACGGUUGGUUUCAGCACCACCAGCACGACUUCCUGGUCCUCGCCGCCGCCGAGCCAUCGGCCAACACUCCUCUCCGCCUCAUGAUCCGUGAGCUGUCGUUCUUCCUGGAACUCCUUCAGCUCGGCAGAGAGGGAUGGGCGUUGGUGGACCUCCCGCACCGAUUCUACCACGACGCGCUGGGCCAGACGGCCAUGGUUGAGAUGCUCCUGGUCGAGCUGACGGGGCUGUAUGGCUGCCCGGUCUGGGUGCAAGAGGAAGGCCUACUGACGGUGCAGCGCAUCUCAAGAGAAGUCCAGAGCCUACAAGCUGAGCGCCUUCGCCUUGAAGGCAGGGCAUGA
Molecule: messenger RNA, 1322 nt
Organism: Lecanosticta acicola
Lineage: Eukaryota; Fungi; Ascomycota; Dothideomycetes; Mycosphaerellales; Mycosphaerellaceae
Source: the annotation of a GenBank genome assembly